Exophiala viscosa is the source of this 4047-nucleotide messenger RNA. RefSeq lists its product as uncharacterized. Lineage: Eukaryota; Fungi; Ascomycota; Eurotiomycetes; Chaetothyriales; Herpotrichiellaceae. The transcript has 7 exons. The record is from RefSeq and is a predicted model, not a curated record. The coding region runs from base 1 to 4047 and encodes 1348 amino acids.
AUGGCGCCCGAUCAAGGGGACCAGAACAAUGUAGUGCGAAUGAAAGAGGAGCUCGCCCAGGAUACACGCGAUAUCUCCGAUAUUUGGAAUGAUGCCAUCAAGAAUUACAAAGGCAUCGUUGGCCUGGACCUCAAACCUACAUUCAAGUCGGUGGAUGACAUGAUGACAACCGGCACUGCCGAAAUGGAAAGUCUCCAUCGCUUCCGCCAUAACAAGAAGAAAGUCGAUAAGCUGAGGAGCUUGUUUGCUCAGAAUCUCGAUUAUAUUCAAAAGGGAGCAGACCAACUCGUAUCUGCGGCCACCCCUGCGUUUCCACCUGCAGCAGCCAUUGGAACGGCACUGACGUUAAUGCUGACGGCUUGCAAGAAACAGUCCGCCGAUUAUGAUGUCGUGACUGCGUUCUUUGAGGACAUGAAUGCUUUCCUCCGACGAAUCACCAUCCUUGAAUCAAGACUACCUAAGUAUCAGGCAUAUCGUAAUUGCUUGAUGGAUGUAUUCAGAGCUGUGCUGGAAAUGUGUGGGUUCUCCACAAAGUAUAUCGAACUGGGCAGAUUCAAGAAAUGGGUCAUCAACAUGAUCAAAGGCGCGGACAGCGAACUUGGAGAUGCACGAAAGAAAAUGGACACAACCUUGUCACGACUUCAGGCCGCCACAGAGUACGCUAUUCUAGGCAAUACGGAAGAAUUGCAACGCAUGAACUCGGAUCUACAACAGAAUCAAGACAUGCAGACUCAGAUGAUGGAGGAUCAGACCAGAAUGCUUGAAAGUGUCCUUGAAAGCCAGGAGACCGUCCGAAAUGAUCUCGUCAAUAUCCAAAAGCUUCUCAUGGUGUUUCAGGAACGGCGACAAGAUGACACCAGGGAAAGCACCAUGAACAAGCCAGCAACUUCCAGCCGUGUCCGCAGUUACCUCCCCGAUGCCAUCGACCCGAUUCAUGAGUACGGCAAUAUCGUGUACUCUUUUAUUCCUGGAACAUGUACUUGGCUAUUCGAUGAACCUGAAUGGGAGGCAUGGAAUGGUCGAACGUCGCGCAUACUCGCGGUCGAAGGCCCCCCUGGAGCAGGAAAGAGCCAUCUAGCAGCAUGUGCCUACGAUCAUCUUGUGGAACUGGCCAGGUCUGAUCCCAACACCUGCGUAACACAUUUCUAUUUCCGCGAAGGAGUGAGCGAUCUGAACUUCUUCCAUCAUGCCAUCAACUGGACCAUCAUUCAGCUGGCAGAACAGAAUACAAGUCUAUGUGACAGAAUCAACGCCGAACUAGAGCGUGAAGACAUCGAUGACUGGAAUCCACUGGACUGGCGCCAAAUGUGGGAUCAACUCGUCAGACCUUGGUUCAGUGGUGCAUCCCCAGCUCGGCUACAAAUCGUCUGGGAUGGCUUGGAUGAGCUUGAAGAGACAGCGCAGGACGAGCUCCUCCAGUGCUUCAGCCUCAUUCAAGGAUCUACCGACCUCAAUCUGGCGGACAUGAAGACUCUGAUUUGGAACCAUUUGAACAACGACGCAGGACUACGCAAAUUCAGCAGAUACACAAAAGAACGAGUUUCCAAUACCUUCGAAGAAAAGGCCAGUGAAGACGAUAGGGAGGAAUCAAUUCCCACUGUCAAAUACCUGCUCUGCUGGCUUGCAUUCAGCUUCCGACCCCUAUCUCUGGGUGAAUGUCUUGCGUUGAUCAGACUGGACAAGGGCACCACCUUCGACCUCGAACAGGAGCUUCAGCGUUCAUGUCUGACGAAUUUUCUGAAGAUUGCGGACGUUGAGGAGCGUUUAGAGGAGCGUCUAGAUUUCGCUUCGCCAGAGCAUUUGGUGUUGGCCCCUAAGAAUGCGGAAGAUCCUGCUACAUACAACGACUACGACCUACCGUUGAAAUUCCAAGAACGGUCAAUGAGACAAUUCUUCCGCAAUGCGUGCCCUUGUGAGAUUGGAUUGAGAACUUCUAGUACAGGAGCCCAUCGGCAGAUGUUCAUUGCCUGUUCUCAGCUGAUCUGCACUCCGUCGAGCGAAGCUCCUCAUGCCCUGAAAAUGUAUGCCUGCAGGAAUUGGAUGGCGCAUCUGAGUUGGACCAAGUUGUCUGAAGACUCCGACUGUGAUAGGAUUCAAGCACUCGAAGCUCUUGGGGCGAUCAUGACCAACAGAGAUAAUAUUGCGAAGGUAUUCGAGACACUUGAGAUAGACUACGACCAGAUCAGGCAAGGUCUUCAACAAGGAGACUUUCUCGACAACCUUGUGUUCUGGGCGAAGCUUGCCAAAACACUUGGUUCCAGAGUAAACGCGGAGACUUCGAAGUGGGCGAACAGCGUGGUUCUGGACAAAAUGUCGGCGUUCAUCCCACUGGUAAAAGGUCAUUGCCAAAACUGGUUGCAAGCAGACGAUCUCAGGAGCAUUAAGAGAGCUUACAGAUCUACACGAAGUGCACUAAAACUGACACAUUACAGCCAACUUGUCAACGAGGAGACUGCUGAGCAGGAUGAAUCGGCCGACUUCGAUGACGAUUCAGAUGAAGCGGGCGUGCCCACUUUGAUCUUGUUGACUGAGAUUCGCUUGGAUAUGCAUGGGGAAAGUGUGGACAACGUUAGGAACAGCAUCGACGAAUGUUUGGCUAUUGAGAAUGUGUCCCCACAACUCCUUCGAAAUGCUCUGUUGACCAAGGGUAGGGUCGAGAAUUUUUGCGACGAUCUAGAUGCGGCAACUUGGGCCUAUGCAGAAGCUCGCAAAGCAGAUCCAGACCAACCCAUGCCUGGAGAUAUUCUCCAGGAUGAGUCCGAACUGUUUAUCCAAAGACAAGACGAUCCUGGCCUUAUUGAGUUGGUCAAGCAGUGGAAACCACUCGAACGACUCGCAGCAAUGACCUGGCAGUACGACUGGGAUAGCGAUUGGCAUCAACACUUCCAAAGGGGUGCUGGGAAGGUCAGUGAGCAGACUUUCAUGGUCGAAGCAUAUGAAGAAGUCAUCAAACUUCUUGCAAAUCUCAGGGCGGCACCACCAUUGCAAUACCAGCUUGUAGUUGCUCACUGGAAGGUCCGCGGUGAUCUUGAUGCCGCGAGGGAGCUGUUGAAUGAAGUUCUUGACUCGAAGACCACUGGAAUACCAUACAGCUUUACGAAUGAAGAUCCAUCAAUGACACUAGUGACGACCACUCUCCUGAUGAGCGAGAUCAUCUACGAACAGUUUCGCCGAUCAGCAGACCCGGCAAGAAAGACUGAGCUAUUUGCUGAAGUGAAGGCCCUCAGGUCCAAGAAUAUGGCGCAUUCUAUCGCAAGUAACCGGUCCGUACAUGGAAACCACUCAAUAAUCGUGGCUCGCAUGGCACGCAGGAUGGCGUCGGCCCUGGAAGUCCAAGAUACUCUGCAGCGUGCUUUUGACAUUUGUUAUGAUGGCCUAGUUGACAAUGUCCGUGGAAACGAUCUUGUCAAUCUUCGCAAUCUUGCAUCGGUGCUCACCAUGUUGGACGGCUUGGAGAGAGAAGCCCAGAUUCUGGUCUCCGCAUUCUUCUCGCAGUUGGAUCCUGAUGUCGUAGACAAGGACGACAUGGAGCGGAAGGGUGCUGGUGUCAACACUGUCAAUGAACCGGAUGAGGAUAGUGGCGACCCAGGAGAUAAUGAGAGGCGUCGGGCAACGGACAAGGAUGAGCCUAAUCCAGAGAACCAAGGUGAUCUCGCGGGCGUCGCCUGCUGCUGUGACGGUGAGUGUGAUCCCAGGGUUGAAUGGUCCCACUGGCACACCCCGCUUUAUAUGUGUGUGAUAUGCUGCAACACAACCCUCUGCAAGGAUUGCUAUGACAGACGACAAGAGUACAAUCGUGGUAUUGAACGCGAUGGAGGACGCCAGCGCCAACAGUACAAUCGCGGGAUUCAAUGCGGUGGAGGCCGCGAGUACUGUGGAUUCAAUCACAAAUACGUCCUAGGCCCGGUCGAGGGGUGGAAAGGUAUCAAGGAGGGAAUCCUGCGCAUCGAAGGUGAAGAGCCGAUAAAGUUUAGGGAUUGGUUGGAAGACUUGAAGAACAACAAAUCGGAAAAGGCGUGGGACAGGUUUCGGCUGACAGAGGGUUGA